Messenger RNA from Humulus lupulus (European hop), 1859 nucleotides. RefSeq names its product PI-PLC X domain-containing protein At5g67130. NCBI's taxonomy places the organism in Eukaryota, Viridiplantae, Streptophyta, Magnoliopsida, Rosales, Cannabaceae. The transcript has 10 exons. The record is from RefSeq and is a predicted model, not a curated record. Gene Ontology annotation, biological process: lipid metabolic process. Bases 122 to 1402 code for a protein of 426 amino acids. Gene Ontology annotation, molecular function: phosphoric diester hydrolase activity.
UAUAUCACUACCAGACCCUCUCUCUCUCUCUAUUUCUCUCUCUCUCUCUCGCACCCAAAAGCAGUGGUGGUUUCUCGAGCUCUGCUUAUCACGAGCUUCAGCCACUGCUGCUGUUGAUGCUAUGUUGCCGUGUUUCGCAGACCACCGUAGCUUAUGCAACAACUUAGUUCUGUUGCUCUUCUUCUUCAUCUUCUAUGUCCUUGUUACCACUUCCUCUGCUUGCUCCAAUGGCAGUUGUCAGGUUCUAGAUGCUUGUGCCGCGGCCAUGGACUGUGCCCCAGGUCUCUACUGUGGUAAUUGUCCUUCUUCCGGCGCUACUCAGCCAAUCUGUACCAGAGCCCAAGCAAUCAUUCCCACCACGAUUAUUAAUGGGUUGCCGUUUAAUAAGUACACAUGGCUGGUGACCCAUAAUUCGUUUAGUAACGUGAAUGCAGCCCCCGUAGCUGGUGUUCAGAGAUUGACAUUUUAUAAUCAAGAGGACACAGUGACCAACCAGUUGAAUAAUGGCGUGAGGGGACUGAUGUUGGACAUGUAUGACUUCGAGAACGAUAUCUGGCUCUGCCAUUCAUUUAGGGGCCAAUGUUUCAAUUUCACUGCCUUUCAACCUGCAAUAAAUGUAUUGAAGGAAGUGGAAGCAUUUUUAAGUGCAAACCCAACUGAGAUUGUGACAAUUAUAAUUGAGGAUUAUGUGCAUACCACAAAAGGGUUAACAAAUUUGUUUACUAUGGCUGGGUUGGACAAGUACUGGUAUCCUGUGUCCAAGAUGCCAAAAAAGGGUAACGAUUGGCCCACUGUGACCGAAAUGGUGCAAGAUAAUCACCGGCUCCUUGUUUUCACUUCUGACUCUUCAAAAGAGGCAAAAGAAGGAAUAGCAUACCAGUGGAAAUACUUCCUGGAAAAUGAGUCUGGAGAUCCUGGGGUAAAAGGCUCAUGCCCAAAUAGGAAAGAAUCGAAGCCAUUGGACUCGAAAAGUGCAUCUCUUUUCUUGCAGAAUUAUUUCCCUACAUAUCCAGUUGAAGCUGAUUCCUGCAAAGAGAAUUCAGGUCCACUUGCUGCGAUGGUUGGUACCUGUUAUAAAGCAGCAGGCAACUUAAUGCCAACCUUUUUGGCAGUAAAUUUUUACAUGAGGAGUGAUGGAGGAGGAGUCUUUGAUAUUAUAGACAGAAUGAAUGGCCAAACAUUGUGUGGAUGUAAUACUGUCACUGCUUGCCAGGCUGGCGCACCUUUUGGGUCUUGCAAGAAUGUAGCUGUUCCUAGUAGAAGUCCACCAAUCAACAACACUCCAGGAACUGGAAGCUUUACUGGAUCAGUUCAGUUCACAAGAUCUGCUUCAACUGUCAAGUCUCCCAAUCACUUGUUCUUCUUCUUAGUAUCAUUCCCACUGUUGGCAUUUUGGUUAUGACCACCACAGCCAAUACUUAUUACUACUGUUCAUUAAGGUAAAGCUUACCGAGAUUUUAGUUGAGAGCAGAAGUAAGGAUAUGGACAGCACAGGCAUUAUGAAGUAGAUAAAUUAGUGACCAAGAAAGACCCAGAAAGCACCGGUUCGGUUUCAGGGCAGGUAGUGUGGGUAGCCAGUAGCAGUCAAGGAAAUCUAUGGCACAUCAUAUGUAGAAGUACUCGUGUUUUAAAUACUAGGUUCUCUUCUUAUUUGUAUUCUAACAUUUAAUGGGUUUUGUUUCUCGUUUCUCACGUAUAACAUAGGUUAUGUUGUCUCAUGUCUGCACUUUUUUUUUACAAUAUAGAUAUACUAUGAAGUGUUGAACAAACGAUUUAUUUGAGAAUUGUGUUAUGGAAAAUGAGAAAGACAAGGAAGUUUUCAUUUUGGGCUGUCCUUGGUUCUCAUGUUUAGAAAGCUA